Messenger RNA from Clonostachys byssicola, 1188 nucleotides. NCBI's taxonomy places the organism in Eukaryota, Fungi, Ascomycota, Sordariomycetes, Hypocreales, Bionectriaceae. The record is from the annotation of a GenBank genome assembly.
AUGAUCGGCUCUCUGGCAUCUCCUUACCCGCUCAAGAACAUCACUGACGCCGACCUACAAAAGCUGACUCAAACACUCUGGUACUGGGAGAUUUGCGAAGCGUGCCAGAAUGGCGAGACGUGUAGAAACUCAGGAUGCUCAUGGAAGCGCUCAGCUCGGUUAGAACAUUUCUUUGACUAUUACAAAUAUGUCACGUCGUCCUAUGUUCCAGACCUGCUUCCUGCCAGCACCCCGGCGUUGCGCAACCAUGAGGACGUUUUCGAUAUCAUCGGACUGCUCCGGACCUAUGCUGAUACGAAACGCUCAAAAUUGACACAUCAUUAUUUCUCCAAGCGAGAUAAACCACCUCCGUCCAGUGAUCAGCAUUGGGCAUUCAAUCUUGCCGUACAAGUAAUGUCGAUGGUCAAGUGUUCAGCCGAAAACCAACCCUCCGGCCUGCUAGAGCUCGGAACCCAGCCAAUCCAGUGGCAAUAUAAUGAGUCACUAGCUAAAUUCAUGUCAAGAGCGUUUCCACAAAAGGAUACAGGCAAUUUGCAUGUUUACGAUGGCUUGGGCGAAAUCAGAGAUAUGAAAUCGGCCUUGUCAGCCAAACGUCUAAUAAAACAUGCAGGGCUUAGGUUUCAAGGGACUGACGAUCUGCGAAACCAUCUGAGGAUGGACGUAAAAAAAGGGGUUGUGGAAAUUUACCAUUACACAAGCGUCUUGAGGGAGCACUUGAUGGCAUCUCAAGAUACGAUUAACCCUCUAGUCUUUGAGAACUCUAUUUCAACAGGAAAUAUUCCUAGACAGAUUGCCCUCGACGCUCUGGAUUCAAUGCAAAAGAUCCUCUUCCCCUUUGGCUCAGAUUCAGAGCAGAUCCUCCGCAAACUGGUAGCCAAAGAAUCCUUCGACCCCGACUGCCUACGAUAUGACUCGGCCAUCUAUCGGAUGGAAGGCGAAGAAGACACAUCGUACAAUUAUUUCGGCGCGCGACUUGUGGACUUGUUCAAGGAGCUAGAGGAUCCCAGCCCGCGCGGUAUCCUGGAGAAAUGGUUCCAGCGCAAAAGCUCUGCUCGCUAUAUGAUGAUGGCCACGCUCGUCGGCGUUAUUAUAGCAAUUGUUAUAGGAAUUCUCGGGCUAGUUGUCGGGGUAUUCCAGGCUUGGGUGGCGUACGAAGCUUGGAAACAUCCUGUGAGUUUUGGGAAAUGA